Molecule: messenger RNA, 8551 nt
Organism: Corticium candelabrum
Lineage: Eukaryota; Metazoa; Porifera; Homoscleromorpha; Homosclerophorida; Plakinidae
Product: E3 ubiquitin-protein ligase UBR5-like
Exons: 28
Coding region: 867-8426 (2519 amino acids)
Biological process (GO): positive regulation of canonical Wnt signaling pathway; protein polyubiquitination
Cellular component (GO): cytoplasm; nucleus
Molecular function (GO): zinc ion binding; ubiquitin binding; ubiquitin-ubiquitin ligase activity
Source: RefSeq, a predicted model, not a curated record
AAAAAAUGUUGUGUUAAUGCAAAUCUCCCAAAUGUCUCUUUAACUUAAACAUCAAACUAUGUCCAGAGCAAAGGGAUAGAGUUCCCAUUGUUCAGUGCUUGCAUUGGAAACAUGCUGAGUAUAUUUGAAAUAUCCCAGGAGGACCCACUUCCAUUUGCACAAAUUUUGAAUUCUCUGGAACGGCGCAUGAGAUCUCUACCAAAUUUAGACUGCCCAUUCCUGACAAGAAAUUAACUGCGCGUGACUUUCAAGUUUUUCCUGCCCAGAUGUACAUUUCUGGAACUGGAACAAUCUAACCUGCCCGUGCGGAGAACGGGCCAGUGAGCUAGUUUUUAUUAUACAACCAGUGUCUGAGUUGGAAAUUUUUUUAGAGAGUAGAGAAGUUGUAAAAUUAGUUGUGCAAGAGUGUGAUUAUGAAAACUGGAUAAUGCUUAACCAAAAUUGGAGUUUUGAGUUGUUUGUUGAAAGGGCAAGCAUAUGGUUUUGUACAUUCAAUUUUGGAAUGUGUUUUGUGCAGAUCUGGAACUGUAGACAUUUGAGUUACCGUUUUUGCUCGUAAUAACGCUCUGGGCAUAUAGAAAAGAAAUGCUUUUUUUGGGCAUAUGCUAGGGCAUGGGCGUUAUUUUGGUUCCAGGCAUACACAUGGUCGCAAAAUGCUGUCGUUUGGCCAGUCACCAUCUAAACACUUGAAGACACAAAUACCACAAAUGCUUGCAAUUAUCCGUUUGCAAGAUCAAAGGUACUGGUGUAUCUGUACAGCAUCAGCAUACACGCAGAAACUAGACACUAGACACGCACACAGGAGACUCUGAGUGGUCGGCCUGAAGCCUGUCAAAAGCAUCAGGAUCGGUAAUUGCAACGAAGACAUGAGUCUAGCGGCCCAAUCCGUAUUGCAAGGUCGCUCACGGAGUGUUAUAGUGCGAGAAUUACAACGAACUAAUCUUGAUGUCAACAUGGCUGUCAACAAUUUACUAAGCCGGGAUGACUCUGAAAUGGAGGACGAGGAACACCAGGACACUCUCAUGCCUGGAGGGUUCUGUGUAGCUGAUGAGUUGAUAUCAUUCCUUGACUCUCACCACUCUAUGGCCAUUCCAGUUGAAGAGUCUUCAAUCAGUCUAGAUCAUGAACAAAUGCUGUCCGAUACAUCAGAUCCAUUUUCCUUUUCUGGCUUGUCAUCAAGUCACAGACGAGCAAGACUUGACAGAGACAAUGAACGGAAUACAGGUAGCAUUCAGAGAGGUGUGUCCAGUCCAGUCCUUGCAAGAAGUUGGGCUGCAGUUGUUGACAGUGACAGAGAUAGGGAAAGUAGGGAUGAGGCAGAAAACGAUGUGACAGCAGGAAGAAAGAGACGGAAUACUGGUAGUCACUCUGAUAGCAAAGAAUCUGUUGUGUUUAAUGAGGAAUUGGAAUGGUGGCCUUUUCAUGAGGAAGGACUGAAUGAAUUUAGUCAUAUUGCAUCUCUUUCUUCUGAGCUGUUGGCUGUUAGUGCAAGAGGAGAACUGUGUUAUUGGCGAUGGAAUGCUUCUCAGCCACAUGAUAAGAAAGAAUCUGGGUCUUCUGUAUUGUUGGAAUUGGAUAAUGAGGUUAUCACUGAGUUAGCUGCAUCUACAGUUAGAGCUGUUGUUGUCACACAAUCUGCCAAGUUUGUCACAUGGUUAGACGAGAGUGUGAGGUGCAAGUCAGAGUCAUUGUCUAGACUUGAGAAUUGUCUUACUUGUCUUCCUGAUUCCUCUGCUGUCGUAUCAUUGCAAACAACUGAUCUCUUCUCAUGCAUUCAGUUCUCAUCUGGUGCAAUUUAUUGGUGGGGUGUUUUGCCAUAUGAGCAAUGGGUGAAAAAGAUCACCAAGACAAAGAGUGAAAUGAGGAAGAGUCAAAUUAGACAUUCUAAUGCAGCUGGAGCUGGAAUAUCUGUUGGCUCUCAAGUUGUUACUAGAAACAGUCCACUGUUUCGAGCCGGCUCUGUUGGUGUUUAUUGCUCUGAGCAGGAAGUUGGAGAGCUUAUUGAACCAGUUUGGACUUACAGUGAAGAGUGCACAGUUAGAGUGUUUACUGGAGGCGCAAAAGUGCAAAAUAGAGAGCCUGAAAGUAUGACUGUUCAUGUUGGUAUGAAGCGUCGUCACUCAAUGACUGAGUGUGAUGGUAGUGAAUCUGAUAGAUACGAAGUGUGGAAACUGAAAGAUGUUGUUAUUGUGGAGGAAUUACAAGAUGAUGUGCAGACAGGACAUGUAAUCAAGGUUGAUGGUCAUUAUGCAAUGGUGUAUUUUCCAUCAGCAGAUGAAACAGGCACCUCAAAUGACUUUGAUCCAAUGAAGACACUAGAACAUUCAAGACUUUUGAGAGUAGACGAACUGCAAUUGGCAGGAGAUGGUGACAACAUUUCUAAUUCUAUUCCACAACGAAUUCAGAAAACACCUCGUAAACUGAAGUUCUCAUCAGAGUGUAAGCCAGUUACAUUUACUCUAACCUCCGAUGGAAUCUGUGUUCUUGUGAGACACCGCCAUUUGUCAUUUCAUUGCUGUUUUUUUCAUUUGGAUUCUGGAAGAACAAAACAUCUUGGCUCAUUUCCAGUGUCUCCCAUGUGUAUGUCUCCUUCUAGUUCAUUAAACAAUUUAUCUCAUAUUUCACUUUACACUGGGCAUUCUGAUCAUCUUGUAAUGAAAGAUGUCAAUGAUUGUAUUGUUCCUCUUGUGAAAGAUUGUUUGCAUGGAGUGAGAGAACCACAGUGGCUGGACCUUCCUCCUGUGAAAGGUUUCUGCAUGAAUGUAAUUAACAGAAAAGGCAAGAGCUUGUUGCCUGUUCAGCUUAUUGUUCUGGCUAUGAAGGAUCAGCUGCUUAUGCCUCAUGUCUUACGUUGUGAUUAUGACCAAGUCAAGCAGAUACUUCACACACUUGGGACAGAAUGCAGUCCUGAUGUACUUGCAGCUACUUUGCAGCGUGUGCUUAGUGAGAAAACCAGUGGCAAUAGGAACAUCUUUCAUGCAUGUGUGUCUAUGUGCUAUCCAAUGGCAGCGAAAGAAAUUGGAACAGUAGGAGAUGUGUCUUCAGUUGGAGGCCCACUCUCCUAUGAGACGACAUUUGGUCUAGUUGAUGAUAAACAACUAACGUCUACUUCUGCUGGCCUUACUCUUGAUGCUUUGACAACAACUUCAAAUUCAACUGCAGCAAGUCUUGUUUCUAGUGUUAUUGGGUUGAGAGAAGUGGCACGUCGUGCUUCACAGGCUGCAAGGAGUGGUGGGCAGACACAUUCUUCUGUAAUGUCAUCUGGUUUAGGAGAGGGAAUGGAAACCGAAGAAGCAACACAACCACUUACUCCUCCUCCUGGUAGUAUGAUGAACAACUUGUAUCCUGAACCACCACCACCACCUUAUGAAAUGGAAUAUGGUGAUGAAGACACAUUAAGUGUGGCUAGUAAUCCAUCUCUUUCAACAGCUGCAGCUACAGCAGCUGGACUCACUUCUUCUCCAUCUAGCACAUCAUCUUGCUCUUCUUAUGCUCCUGCCAUGUUAUCUAGUAACGUGAUCAGUCGGCGCCCUCCGGCAGUAAUAACAGAUCCUGCAGAGAGAAAAGGCAAUGCUCUACGCUGUCUUAGUCUCAUGUGCGAGAGUCGAUUACUUGCUCCACAGCUGAAGUGUUUACUUUCAGAGAGAGAUCUUGAAGGCUCAACUCCAUUUAUGAGUGCUGUAAAAGGUCGUGCAUACUCUGCAGCAUUAACUCUGCUUGAUACUGCCAAAAGAAUCGCACACAUAGAGACACAAGAUUCUUCAGUGUCUACAGACACUGAAGUUUUGAUGAGCAUGAUUUGUCCUGAUGGAACCCUACCAGAUGACUCACCACUCUAUGUUCUCUGCUGCAAUGACACGUGUUCAUUCACAUGGACAGGAGAAGAGCAUAUUUCGCAAGCUAUUUUUGAAUGCCAAACAUGUGGCAUCACAGGUGCUUUAUGUUGCUGCACAGAGUGUGCCCAAGUGUGUCAUAAGGGGCACAAGUGCAAGCUGAAAAAAUCUACUCAUUCUGCAUAUUGCGAUUGUUGGGAGAGAUGUCGGUGUCGAACUCUAAUUCCUGGUGAGCAGACUACGAGACUGCAACUUCUCAAACGUCUUCUGAGUGAGACAACAUUGGUGCAGCGACCAAAUGGAAGUGGCCAGCACCUUUUGUCAUUUCUCAUUACAACAAUGGCUCGUCAGUCUCAAGAGCAACGACAGUGCCGCUUGCCAUCAGACCAUGAGAGAGAUGAAGAAAGACAAGCGGGAGGCAAAGGCAAAGACAAGACCAGUGGAACCCCAGAGACUGGUUUUGAGCCUCCCAAAUUUGUCAGACGAGCACUUGAAUGUUGUCUUCAAGACUGGAAUUCUAUGAGGACAAUGCUAUUAGCUGGUGUUGAAGAUGGGAGAAGGCAUUGCCCAGGUGCUGUGUUUGAUCCUGGCGAUAUUGUUUCUCUUCUCAGUGUGAAUGAACAGGACAAGUUUCUCCAGUCACAGAGUGGAUCUGUAAGGCUUGACAGUUUUGUCUACACAAUGGCAUCAAAAGGAUCAGUUGAGCUCCUUGACACAUUGUUGAGAAGUUUAGUGAGACUGCUCAAUCAGGCAAGUAGCAUUUCUAUAAAAGCAGACAUCACAAUGUGUGCAAGACGAAUGCUGCGGUCAUUUAUACGAGUAUUUGUUAUCGGAGCUUUACAAAUGCCAGUUGGUGGACGAAGAAGAAUUUUCUCUAGUUUUAUGAUAAAAUGUCAACGUGUUUUCAAAAGCCUACCUUGUUUAGCUGUUGAAGAAUUGACAUCUAUUGCUCUUGCUCUUAUUACUCCUGUUUGCCUUGGCGUCACACAAUCUCUAGAUCCUCGAGUUUUAGGGGGAGACCAGCUAAGUAUUGCACAUGAUUUGUUUAACAUUGAACCUCUUUCUCAGAGAGCAGCAUCCCACAAAGGAAAAGUAAAGAUUAGACAGAGGGAAGAGAGAGGACGACAUCAAGAAGUUUCUGAUGAGAAUAUGCAGUGGGUAGGUACCCAUGACAACCGCCAGACUGUAGAUACUCAAGUCCGGCAGUUAGAAAGUCAGCCUGAUGGUCUUAUGUCUCGUUCAGAGACCCAGAUUUCAGGAGCAGAAAGUGACAGCGAUAGUAGUGAUGGAGAUGACGGAGACAAGGACUCUGUGAGGACAACCACAAGUGGCACACGAAUAAUGAGAAUGGUCAGAGAUCUGGAAGGUGGGCUCAUGAGUCUGAAUGACGACUUCCGAAUUGAGAGUGAUGGUGAAGGUGAUGAUUUCAAUGAUGAAGACAGCUACACUGAUAGCUCUAGUUAUGUUGAUAUUAACCAAGAUCUUUCAAGUACGUUGACUGGACCUGCUCCAUCUAGGAACAACACACAGUCGCACCCUCCUUCUGGCUCAUCAUCAAUGCAGUGGGCACUUCCUGAUUAUUCUAAUCAGACAUCACUAAAUUCAUCAGCACCAGUAACAGCAGCUCCACCAACUUCAAGGCAUAGUAACUCAGGCAUUGCUACUGGCAACAAGCAGGCAUCGACAGCAAAAGCCAAUCAGUUUGAAGCACUUACUUCCUCUAGUGCAUUGGCUCGUGUUUUUAGUCUUUUAAUGAGAGAAAUAGCUGAUCUUAUUGUUACUAUUGAUUCAUGUACCAAUGAAUCAAACAUGGAGUAUGCCAUGCCUACUAAGACUGGAGACGCAGAACAAGCUCAUAAUUAUGUGGUAACACAACUAAAGUGGGUAUGGGACUGGGUUUGUUGCAUCAUGGAUUCUAUUGAAUGUCAACUGAGGUUUGGAGCAUCUCUUGCCAAUUCUACUGAGCAGCUUCACUCUGCUCAAUCUUCUACUCUUUCUCAACCGCAAGCUCAGUCUGCAGCUUCUGUGAAUGAUAUGAUGUCUGCCAUGCAGGAAGAUUCGUUGCUGGCUGCAUGGAGCGCAGGAAAUCAACUACCUGGCAUCUCAGCUAUUAAAUCAAGUAGUACUGCUGUGUCUGGAACAACGAUUUCACAAGGAGAUGACAGUGUGGUGAGGCAACAGCGAUUGUUUAUGCAGUACGUUCUCACAUUGAUGAGAAACGAAAGUUUAGAAGGGGGUGAUACACUGCCUACCGUUGAUGUGUCAGAGAUGAAGCAUGUAGCUUAUGCCCUUGAUGCUUUUGUUUAUUUUUUGCGAAAUGACCCUUUGUUUGAUGGUGAUAAUGAUGCACCAAGGAAAUUGACUAUGUCUCAAGACUGUACAUCACCGUCCUCUUCAAGAACUAAAAAAAGUUAUCGUAAACGCCCUUUCUUUCGUCGCACAAAGUCGACAACUCAUCUGGGUUGUGCAGCACCUGAUCCUUUGUCUCCAAUGACAUUAGCAUUACCUUUAGCUGAAAGACCACAUCUAUUACAGCCGAAUGCUAAGCGAGAAGUACUGUUUGGUUCAUCUGUAAGUGAGGCGUCUAGUGGCUUGCAAACUGGUUUGCCUCCACUCUAUGAGGCAUCAGGACUAUGCAGGAGAAUUACCAGCAUAUUUUCAGAGAAGACAGUGCCAAUCAAACAACCAAGAGCUAGUAGUGAAUCAAAAGAGACACAUAUUGUUAUACUUUCUGCUCUUGAUAUGGCUACUGUUGCAACUCGCUGGCGUCUUAGUUUUGAGCUGUUUGGGCGAGUUUUCCGAAGUAGUGUUGGCCAGGAAAAUGAGUCGAUCUUGACAGAACUUGGUGGUUUUGAGCUGAGAGAAAGUCUAUUUAGACAAGAAAUGGAAAAGGCACGUAACUCAGCUACACGUGAUUUGUCAUUAGAUGUUGAAAGAGAGCGAGGGCUGUUGAUACGGCAAUCAUUUCAGCAACUUAAUUCGUAUUGUGAAAGAAGGCAAGGAGGUGCAGGGCCUCCACUAACAUCACAUCGAGUUAAAGUCUCGUUUAAGGGUGAACCAGGGGAAGGAAGUGGGGUCACUAGGAGUUUCUACACAGCACUUGGAGAAGCUGUUAUUUCUGAUGAGAAACUGCCUUCUUUGGAAGGCAUAUUGGUGAGCAAGAAGUCAGUUCGAUAUGGUCUGAGACAGAAAGACUUUGAGAAUGAGUUAGCACUUGAGAGGAGACGAUCACGUAGUGGAUACAGGUCUUUAGAUCGCAGCAGCCCAACACUAGGAAUGAGGCGUGGACGGGAUAGGAGGUUGAAUUACUGUGCAAGACCAUUUAGUCAUGACUAUGAUGGCAGUCACCCACUGCCACCACACAAGCACGCACUUGGAGAGAGACUGUAUCCAAGAGUUCAGGCAAUACAACCGGAGCAUGCUUCAAGAAUCACGGGCAUGCUGCUAGAAUUACCUCCAGCGCAACUUCUUCUUUUGUUAGCAAGUCAUGAGUCUCUCCAUCGACGAAUUGAAGAAGCCAUGGAUGUCAUUGCUGCUCAUCCAAGAGAGGAACUGUUAAGUAGAAGACAAAGCACAGAUACAAAUGAUGGCGAUGAACUGAAAGACACAAGCUCUGGCUUGGAGGACAGCCAUCCGACAUCAUUUGGUGCAACGGUGGUGUCUGGUUGCACUGAGUUGGAUGAAGAUGAUCCUCUCUUCUUUCAACCCGGCAAGGCUGGGUUUUAUGCACCACGUGUUGGAAAGGACACUCCUACUAGACUCAGUGCAUAUCGCAAUGUGGGAAGAAUCAUUGGGUUAUGUCUUCUUCAUAAUGAGCUGUGUCCUAUCAGUCUUUCUCGCCCUGUCUUGAAGUAUCUUUUGAGAAGAAAACUUUCAUUUCAUGAUCUUGCAUUUUAUGAUCCUGGACUAUAUGAUGGUCUGCGGAAACUCCUUGUUGCUUCACAGUCAGCUAAUGCAGAUGAAUAUUUCUCAGCACUUGGUUUGACAUGUUUGGUCACUCUGAGAACAGAAGAGGGUGGAAGUGUUGUUCAUCUUGUGACUGAUGACAGAGGAGAGAAUGUACCACUGACUGUAGACAAUGUAGAUGACUAUGUGCAGAAAUAUGCUGAGUAUAGAAUGGUGACAUGCAGAGAAAAGUCCUUAGAGGCAAUGGCAAGUGGACUGUCAGAUGUACUUACUUCUUCAUCUCUCUUCUCUUUAACUCCUGAAGAUCUACGGUUGCUACUAAAUGGAUGUGGAGAUGUCAGUGUAGACCAAUUAAAGAAAUACACGUCCUUCAAUGAUGAAACAGCUUGUGAGAGUAGUAGUCUUCUCACCCAAUUUCGCCAUUGGUUUUGGCAAGUGGUUGACAAAUUGAGCAGGAAAGAGAAACAAGAACUGUUAUAUUUCUGGACUUCAAGUCCUGCUUUGCCUUCAAGUGAGGAAGGCUUCCAACCUCUUCCUACUGUCACCAUUCGGCCACCAGAUGAUCAUCAUCUGCCUACUGCAAACACUUGCAUUUCAAGACUCUAUGUUCCACUCUACUCAUCCAGACGUAUACUGAGAACAAAGCUUCGAGUUGCCAUAAAAACAAAGGGAUUUGGAUUUGUGUGAAUUUCUAUUUCUUGAAGUUUAUUUGGACUGAACUGAGAGUUGUGUUGUGUUGUGUACUGGUGAUGUGUUGCUAUCUUGUUGUUGGAACACUGAAGACAUUUCAAUGUAAAGUGCAUCUGAGACAA